Panonychus citri (citrus red mite) is the source of this 1389-nucleotide messenger RNA. RefSeq names its product mitochondrial dimethyladenosine transferase 1-like (gene mtTFB1). The transcript has a single exon. Gene Ontology annotation, biological process: rRNA methylation; transcription initiation at mitochondrial promoter. Bases 190 to 1347 code for a protein of 385 amino acids. NCBI's taxonomy places the organism in Eukaryota, Metazoa, Arthropoda, Arachnida, Trombidiformes, Tetranychidae. Gene Ontology annotation, molecular function: mitochondrial transcription factor activity; rRNA (adenine-N6,N6-)-dimethyltransferase activity. Gene Ontology annotation, cellular component: mitochondrial matrix. The record is from RefSeq and is a predicted model, not a curated record.
AUUUUCCAAAUGAAUCACGUGUGUUUGGUGCUCUCUGUAUGGUUGCCAAUAGCAACCGAAUAUUUUUGUCACAUUUGUUUAUUUUUGUUUCCAAAGAAUCAAAACAGUUUCAAUUAAAUAGAAUUUGUUUCGUUUUCCUUUCAUUGAAAUAGUUAAUUGUAAUUCUAUUCUAACAAUUUAUUCUCUUCCAUGAUGAGAGGUAUAAAUCGUGUUUCCUCUGAAAUUGGUAAAUGUUUAAUUCCCAAAGUUGGUGAUCGGACAGAGAUAAUCAAAUAUGCUCCUCAACGUCUUCCACCGAUGCCCAGUUAUCGAGAUCUACUGGCCAUUUAUGGAAUCCAUGGUAAGAAGCAAUUGUCUCAAAAUUUCCUGAUGAGACCAUUGACCAUCCGUAAAUUGGUUAAAUACAGUUGCAUCAAGCCAGGGGACACAGUGCUUGAGAUUGGCCCUGGUCCGGGUAACAUAACCAGAGAGAUACUUUCCCAAGGGCCUAAGGAAUUGUUUGUAAUUGAAAAGGAUCGCAGAUUCUUACCAAUGUUGGAAAUGUUGUCCGAUGCCGCUUAUCCUGGACAAAUGAAAAUCUUACUUGGUGAUGUGAGAGAUUUUAAUAUGGAAAAUUUUUUCGAUCCAAGUUUAAAACGAGAUUGGUUGGACUCACCGCCGUCCAUACAGUUUUUCAGUAAUCUACCUUUUAAUAUCGCCUCUCCUUUGUUGAUUAAAUGGUUGAAUCAAAUUCACUUGAGAAAAGGUGCCUUUGCUUAUGGUCGAGUUCCGUUGAGUUUAACUUUCCAAUGGGAAGUGGCCCAAAGAUUGGGUGCUGAUAUUUUACAAUAUGGACGAAGUCGAGUUUCCAUCAUGACUCAACUUUACUGUAAAGUCCAUCGGAAAUUACUUAUUCCGGGCUCUCAUUUUUUUCCUAAACCUCAAGUUGACGUUGGAUUAGUUAGAUUGUUACCAUUGAGAACUCCAUUGGUACCUACUGAGAUUCCUUUUAAAGUGGUUGAUAAAUUUGUUCGAAAUUUAUUUCAUCUGAGGCGAAAAUUUAUUCGAAGAUCGUUACAUGUUCUCUUCCCAUCAUCUGAGAGACAAUUGAUUGAUAAAAUUUGUAUCGAAGCAGGAGUAUCGGUAGAUGAUACACCGAUUAUGCUUUCUAAUCAAGAAAUUGCUCGAAUGAUUCAAAUUUACUACGAGAUAAUCAAAGAUUCACCAGAAUUAGCUGAUUACGAUCAUACAACUCGGAAAAAAGAACCCAAAUUGAUACGUGAUCUUUUCUCCGAAUCAAAUAUCUCAGUUAAUCCUAAAUGGGAACGGAAAACAAUCAAAAAUGAAUCAAAUCCAAUUGAACAAUAGAUGUGUACAAAUGAUAGAAAAAUUAAUAGUUUAUUAUUUAAA